Molecule: messenger RNA, 638 nt
Organism: Medioppia subpectinata
Lineage: Eukaryota; Metazoa; Arthropoda; Arachnida; Sarcoptiformes; Oppiidae
Source: the annotation of a GenBank genome assembly
UGUUUUAUUAGACGGAACUCUCACAAAAUUUGCAAACUUUGUCGGAAAAAGCGAAAAACGCCACAGAAUUCAUACAACGAUUAAAAGGGAUAACAGAAAAAGCAAAUAUAGAGUCAGGCAUUAAAGUAGAAGAUAUGCAAAGACAGGAUAAGAAGAACUGCAUAUUUCCAAAGGGAAUAAAGUUCUGCUCUCAUAGUAUAGCCAUUUUUGCCUCAAGACUAGCGAUUGAGAAUAGUUUAAACUUCGAGACCGAGAUAUCUUCUCAAUGCGAUAAUUUGAUUGCAACCAUAAAAACACGAAAACAGCAAUUAUUGACUUUUGCCCGAAAAGAGAAAGACUAUAAAUUGCGAAUAUUGAGGGAACAAGUGAUGGCAUGCACUGCGAAAUUACAACAGACAACAGGACUCAUCCAGUUCUGUAUCGAAGCCCUCAAAGAUAACGAUAACAUGAGUUAUCUUCAGAUUGGAUCGUCAUUAAUAAAUCGUGUCUCCAAUGUGGAGAUGACAUGGCAUAAGGACAUGAACACCUCUCCCUGGGUAUCACCAGAGUUUGAUCUAACACUAGACUGUCAGCCCGUCCUCAUGGCUAUCGAACAAUUGAAUUUCUCACAAAUGAAACUCACGAAAAAUGUCAUUUAA